Messenger RNA from Mus caroli (Ryukyu mouse), 1439 nucleotides. RefSeq names its product serine protease 42. Gene Ontology annotation, biological process: proteolysis. Gene Ontology annotation, molecular function: serine-type endopeptidase activity. Lineage: Eukaryota; Metazoa; Chordata; Mammalia; Rodentia; Muridae. The record is from RefSeq and is a predicted model, not a curated record.
GAUGGAGGGUGGCCUACGUGAUGGCAUGGCGUCCGGAGGUGGCUCCCUGGGCCUCAUAGCCUUCCUCUUGCUGCUUCAGCCAAAGCCUUGCGAGGCCUGGGCAGCCGCCUCUGUACUCUCUACUUCCGGUUUCCCCUCAGGUCUUAGUGAAGCCCCGAGGGACAACCCACCGCCACCCACCCGGGUGCGCAUGUCCAAGGCUACCACCCGCUCUCCUUUCAUGAACUUUUCCUUAGUGUGUGGCCAACCCUUUAUGAAGAUCAUGGGAGGGGUGGACGCUGAAGAGGGGAAGUGGCCCUGGCAGGUGAGCGUUCGGGUCAGACACAUGCAUGUCUGCGGAGGUUCCCUCAUCAAUUCCCAGUGGGUGCUGACUGCCGCCCAUUGUAUUUACAGCCGAAUCCAGUACAACGUCAAGGUGGGCGAUCGGAGUGUCUACCGACAGAAUACAAGUCUAGUGAUUCCCAUCAAGACCAUCUUUGUCCACCCUCAGUUCUCAACAACUGUCGUCGUUAAAAAUGAUAUUGCUCUUCUCAAGCUCCAACACCCUGUGAAUUUCACCGCUACCAUAUACCCUGUCUGCAUCCCUUCAGAGAGUUUUCCUGUAAAAGCUGGGACCAAAUGUUGGGUGACAGGAUGGGGAAAACUAGUGCCAGGAGCACCAGAUGUUCCGGCAGAAAUCCUCCAGGAGGUGGACCAAAAUGUCAUCCUUUAUGAGGAAUGUAAUGAGAUGCUGAAGAAAGCUACCUCAAGUUCUGUGGAUCUCGUCAAGAGAGGCAUGGUCUGUGGCUAUAAAGAAAGAGGAAAGGACGCCUGCCAGGGAGACUCUGGAGGCCCGAUGUCCUGUGAAUUUGAUAACAAAUGGGUGCAGUUAGGAGUUGUGAGCUGGGGCAUCAGCUGUGGUCGCCAAGGAUACCCUGGAGUUUAUACAGACGUUGCCUUCUACAGCAAGUGGCUAAUUGCCGUGGUGAACCAGGCAGAUUGUUUGCAUCCAGUGGUCUUCCUCGUCUUACUGCUGUGUCCGCUGACCUCAUGACAUCCCGUGGACACGGUGAUCUCAUUCCUAUCCUCUUUAGAGCCCCUCUUGUUUGACCUUCCCAAUGCCCUUUCUUCAAUCCCUUGCCCCAGAGAGAGCCACAGUGAACUAUGUCGGGGAUCUGAGAGACUUGAAAGUGUUCUGCCUGGUCACCUGGUCACCUGGUCACCAUCCUUGGCCACAGCACUCCUGAGUUGUGCUCUGCCUGGCAGUAACGAAGGUUAGUCAAUUCCAGUGAGAAGACAAACUGGCCUGCCAGGUCAGUCACAGUGACCUCAGCAAGGAUGUCAUCAGGGGAGGGGCAAGUGCUAGGCAUAGCUGUGGUUUCAGGGAACUCACCUCAGACUGUCACACUAGAUCUAGCUUGGUGAUCACACACACACACACACACACACACACACACACA